Phragmites australis (common reed) is the source of this 1036-nucleotide messenger RNA. Its product is annotated as ethylene-responsive transcription factor ERN1-like. The transcript has a single exon. Gene Ontology annotation, molecular function: DNA binding; DNA-binding transcription factor activity. The record is from RefSeq and is a predicted model, not a curated record. Bases 114 to 1019 code for a protein of 301 amino acids. Gene Ontology annotation, biological process: regulation of DNA-templated transcription. NCBI's taxonomy places the organism in Eukaryota, Viridiplantae, Streptophyta, Magnoliopsida, Poales, Poaceae.
AACAUGACAAGGCCCCUACUAAGCCCAACAUCUCAACAUCGCACCUCCCCUUAAAUUCAGCACCAGCUCCUUCCCCAGAGUUCAGACCAGAGCUCACAAGUAAUCCCUUGCCAAUGGAGCUUCAGUUCCAGAAGCCACAGAGCCAUCCCCAGCAGCCAUGCCACUACCAAGUGCCAGCAGUCACAAAGGAAACCAAGCCCAGAGGAGGGAGGAGCAAGUGCGGCGGCGGAGGCGGCAGCAAGUUUGUGGGCGUCAGGAAGCGGCCAUCGGGGAGGUGGGUGGCUGAGAUCAAGGACACCACGCACAAGAUACGGAUGUGGCUCGGCACGUUCGAGACCGCCGAGGAGGCGGCGCGGGCAUACGACGAGGCCGCCUGCCUCCUCAGGGGUGCGAACACGCGCACCAACUUCGCCACCGGCGCGCACGCCUCGCCGCAGGACUCGCCUCUCGCGUCGAGGAUCCGGGCUCUCCUCAGCCACAAGAAGCUCAAGAAGAACGCAUCCCGGUCCACCAUCACCUUCAGCCCCACAGCGUAUCUUCAUGCUGGCGCCAUCGCCUCAACCGCUGCGACCAGCACAAGUACCAGCACCAUUACCGCCACAACCACCAGCAGCGUCAGUCCUAGCAGCAGUGCUAGCUCAACGAUCAACUUCGCCAUGAGCAGCGGCGGCAUUCGCACCUCCAUCCUCCCAGCUCAAAGCAUAACUGAGCAAGUCUACAGGCCAUACUUGAUCAGUGGAAGUGAGGAGUUCCAGCUAGCCUCACAGCAGUAUGAACAAUCAUGGGCACUCAACAACAGCCUACCGCCGACAGACGGAAGCGACAUGGCUAACGACAAUGCUUGCUCGGUGAUUGCAGAGGUGGACAAGAUCAAGACGGAGAAGCAAAGCCCUGCAUCACCCCAUGGCAUGGACAGAGUCCAGGACCAGGAUUUCUUUGACACUGGAAAUGAUCCAUCUGACUCCUUGUGGGACCUGCCGCCUAUUUGCCCACUGUCUUGCAGGUCUUUAAUGUAUUAGUUUAGAUAAAGAUUUUG